AUGGCCCCCGUACAGAUCAAAGCCGCGGCAAGCGACUUCCUCGACUUUGUCAAUGCUUCACCAACGCCCUUCCAUGCCGUCAAGUCCAUCAAGGAGCGCCUGACCUCGGUGGGCUUCAAGCAGAUCAGCGAGAAAACCUCAUGGUCAUCGGCACUCGUGCCCGGCGGCAAAUACUUCCUCACUCGAAAUGGGUCGACGAUUGUAGCAUUUGCCAUAGGCAAGAAAUGGAAGCCCGGCAACCCGAUCUCGAUGGUCGGGGCGCACACCGACUCACCCUGUCUGCGCAUCAAGCCCGUGAGCAAGAAACAAGGAGACGGCUUUCUACAGGUCGGUGUGGAAACAUACGGCGGCGGCCUCUGGCAUACCUGGUUCGAUCGCGAUCUCGGCAUCGCAGGAAGAGUCAUGGUCCGGGGCGACGAUGGCAACGUGGUCCAAAGGCUGGUGCACAUCAAGAAACCUAUCCUCCGCAUCCCGACUUUGGCCAUCCACCUCGAUCGACAAGAAAAGUUCGAAUUCAACAAGGAGACGCAGCUCUUCCCCAUCGCUGGCCUCGUGGCUGCGGAGCUCAAGCGCCAGGAUGAGAAGCAGAGCAAGAGCAGAUCGCCAGCGGAAGAAGAAGGACAAAACAAGCCAUUCUCACCCCUCAAGGCCAUCACGACCAGGCACCACCCUCACAUCGUCGAACUCAUUGCCUCAGACGCAGAAGUCUCCCCGGAAGAGGUCGUCGACUUUGAGGUCGUGCUCUACGACACGCAGAAGGCCUGUCUAGGAGGCCUCAGCGACGACUUUAUCUUCUCCGCCCGGCUGGACAACCUGAACCAGACGUACUGUGCAACGAUGGGCCUGAUCGAGUCACUAAAGUCGAAAUCCGCUCUCGACGACGAAUCCUCAAUCCGGCUGAUCGCGUGUUUCGACCACGAAGAGAUCGGCAGCAUGACGGCCCAGGGCGCGUUCUCCAUGAUGCUGCCGGCGAUUAUCCGGCGCCUCUCCGUCCUGCCAGUGGGCGACGGCUCCGAGGAGUCCUACGACCAUACCGCGGACCCGGAACUGUCGACCGCCUACGAGCAGACGCUAUCCAGCUCUUUCCUCCUCUCAGCAGACAUGGCCCACUCGGUCAACCCGAACUACGGCGGCAAGUACGAGUCUGACCAUCGGCCCGAAAUGAACCAAGGGCCCGUCAUCAAGGUCAACGCCAACGCCAGAUACGCCACCAAUUCUCCGGGCAUCGUGCUCCUCCAGGAAGUUGCACGCAAGGCACCAAAACUGGUCGACGCCGACCCCGAGGGCGUGCCGUUGCAGCUCUUUGUCGUGCGCAACGAUUCCAGCUGCGGCAGCACGAUCGGGCCCAUGUUGUCUGCCCAUCUCGGUGCCCGUACCCUUGACCUUGGUAAUCCGCAGCUCUCCAUGCACAGUUGUCGCGAGACCGGUGGCGCCGACGACGUGCACCACGCGAUUAGAUUGUUCAGCAGUUUCUUCCAACAAUACUCUGCCUUGGAGAAGACAAUUCUGGUCGACUGA
Messenger RNA from Cladophialophora yegresii CBS 114405, 1518 nucleotides. Its product is annotated as aspartyl aminopeptidase. The coding region runs from base 1 to 1518 and encodes 505 amino acids. Gene Ontology annotation, biological process: proteolysis. Gene Ontology annotation, molecular function: zinc ion binding; metalloaminopeptidase activity. The transcript is spliced from 2 exons. The record is from RefSeq and is a predicted model, not a curated record. Gene Ontology annotation, cellular component: fungal-type vacuole. NCBI's taxonomy places the organism in Eukaryota, Fungi, Ascomycota, Eurotiomycetes, Chaetothyriales, Herpotrichiellaceae.